Molecule: messenger RNA, 2262 nt
Organism: Entelurus aequoreus (snake pipefish)
Lineage: Eukaryota; Metazoa; Chordata; Actinopteri; Syngnathiformes; Syngnathidae
Gene: wnt5b
Product: wingless-type MMTV integration site family, member 5b
Exons: 7
Coding region: 510-1622 (370 amino acids)
Biological process (GO): canonical Wnt signaling pathway; multicellular organism development; cell fate commitment
Cellular component (GO): extracellular region
Molecular function (GO): frizzled binding; cytokine activity
Source: RefSeq, a predicted model, not a curated record
CUUCUACUUCAUAUCUUCUUUUUCCCCUAAAUUUGCUGCACUUUGACGGACACACCUUCUUCAGUUGAAACACCUCCUUCUAGCCUCCUCCUCCUCCUCAUUGUGACACUUUUCCCUUCACGGAGAAGCAGACUGGAACAAGUUUUAGUGUGUCAACCAAACAAGCUCGUUAACAAGUUAGCAUAAUAACCUGACAUUUCACUUCCGUGUUGUUCUUCUUCGCUGUUGGAGGACUUAGUGUUCAUUUCUCCUCAUUCUCUUCACACCUGCACUAGCUUCUUGUUGCGGUCUUUUGACCGCACAAAGUGGACUUUUUUUUUUUUUUUUAAAGGAUUUUACCCCACUGGACGCUUUUUAAGUGUCUUUCCUUUUCAUAAAUGGACUUUGCGUGACUUUAGGAAGUUUUUAAGGUGAAAUCGUCGCCACUGUCAAAAUAAAAGCCCAACGAAGUGGAGCUGUUCCACUUUCCGCACUUUUCUGAGCAAAACAACAUAAGUAGGCGGCGGACCAUGGCGGACCGCAGUCCGGUGAGCAGACGGCGCACCGGCGGGUUCCGGCACUUGCUGCUGCUCGUCCUCCUCGCCGGAAGCCUGCAAUUGUUGGUGGACGCCAACUCGUGGUGGUCCAUGGCUCUGACCCCCAUCCAGAGGCCUGAGAUGUACAUCAUCGGAGCUCAGCCUCUCUGCAGUCAGCUGUCGGGUCUCUCCCAGGGUCAGAGGAAACUGUGCCAGCUGUACCAGGACCACAUGAUGUACAUUGGGGACGGGGCCAAGACUGGCAUCAAGGAGUGCCAGUACCAGUUCAGACAGAGAAGGUGGAACUGUAGCACGGUGGACAACACGUCCGUCUUUGGACGCGUCAUGCAAAUCGGUUCCAGAGAAACCGCCUUCACUUACGCCAUCAGUGCCGCUGGUGUGGUGAACGCCAUCAGCCGAGCGUGUCGCGAGGGCGAGCUGUCCACGUGUGGCUGCAGCCGGGCAGCGCGACCCCGUGACCUCCCCCGUGAUUGGCUGUGGGGCGGCUGCGGCGACAACGUUCACUACGGCUACCGCUUCGCCCGGGAGUUUGUGGACGCCCGCGAGAGGGAGAAGAACUUCCCACGCGUCUCACCUGAGCACUCACGGACGAUGAUGAACCUGCAGAACAACGAGGCGGGGCGGCAGGCAGUGUACAACCUCGCCAACGUGGCCUGCAAGUGUCACGGCGUCUCCGGUUCCUGCAGCCUGAAGACCUGUUGGCUCCAACUGGCCGACUUCAGGCGCGUUGGCGAAUUCCUUAAGGAAAAAUACGACAGCGCCGCCGCCAUGCGCAUCGGACGCAAGGGCAAACUGGAGCAGGUGGACAAGCGUUUCAACCCCCCAACCCCGGAGGACCUGGUCUACAUUGACCCCAGCCCGGACUACUGCCUCCACAACGAGACGACAGGCUCGCUGGGCACUCGGGGCCGCCUGUGCAACAAGACGUCAGAGGGCAUGGACGGCUGCGAGCUGAUGUGCUGCGGCCGCGGCUACGACCAGUUCAAGACGUACAAACACGAGCGCUGCCACUGCAAGUUCCACUGGUGCUGCUACGUCAAAUGCAAGCGCUGCACUUCACUGGUCGACCAGUUCGUCUGCAAAUAACCGCCAAUAUUCAUCCAUCCUUUCCUGCCUGUAAGCACCAUCCCUUCCUGCUUUCCUCAUCCAAACCCACGUUGGCUUAGCAGGUGGACCCUACAAGGACACGUGUGAAAUAUACAAGUCAACGACACAGUGAUUAUUAUUUAAAAGAGACUCACACACACACCGUCGUUAUCUCCUUCCACGAGGCUGCUCGAGUCCCCAAAGACAUAUGAUCUUUCACCCCGAAAGGUUCUGGCCUGCGGACGUGCUGAUGAUGCACAAUCGCGGCACAUCAGCAGAUGGGGGAGUCAACACCUGGAAGACUAAGAAAUACUAUGAAAAUACUACUACAAGAAAAAUACUACUACAAUGAAAGUACUAGCACAGUUAGCAUAAUGCUCUCAGCUCCAUUAUUGUCCAAUAGCGAGAGUAAUGAAGCGAAGAGACAAGUCCAGCGACUGUGAUUGGAAAUGAGUUAGUUAAGCUCCCUGAUGAAAUUAAUAUCCAAAUGAUGAAACUGACUAUGUUAAAAAAAAAGAAUGUGUGUAAGCUGGACUGCAAUUUAUUACGAGCUACUUUAAAGAGAAAGUAUAUAUUUUAUUACUGUUCAUUUUCUGUUUUAUAUGUUUUACAUAUUCUCUUGAUAAACCAGUCUUUUGGA